This is a messenger RNA of Labeo rohita (rohu), 5801 nucleotides long. It is a transcript of the gene tex2, whose product is annotated as testis expressed 2. Gene Ontology annotation, cellular component: endoplasmic reticulum. Lineage: Eukaryota; Metazoa; Chordata; Actinopteri; Cypriniformes; Cyprinidae. The record is from RefSeq and is a predicted model, not a curated record. Gene Ontology annotation, molecular function: lipid binding. The coding region runs from base 334 to 3540 and encodes 1068 amino acids. The transcript has 14 exons.
UCUGACGAGUCUGUAUGGGUUAUUUUCGCUCUGCUUCCCUGAUGUGCUGCUGUCACUGGAUUAUAAACACAGACAUGAUCACAUCUACGGACGGGAUCGAUUGUGGACGCACAUGUGAAUAUAUAACGUGCUGGAUAAGCUUCUGUGUGUAGUUUCGGCAAAAUAAUGAAGAUGUACAAUGGCUUCUGAAGUGUGAUUCAUGAUGCCAUGCUCAGACACGGUUGCAGGUGGAGACUAAAUGUGGCCGAGGUCUCGACAGAAUUGUCCACAUGACAUCCUUUUUCACGUCAUUCUUUUACUGAUGUCAAGCUCUGAGUUCUUUUGAUUGGUGCCAUGACCAGUCAGGGUGGUGGCCAUGCAGACACACUAAGCCCCCCUUCUUCAUCCUCCUCUUCUCGGGCCUCAGCAGCCCGUAAGCUGCAGGUGCAGCGGUCGCUCUCCCGAGAUACCAUCACCAUACACUUUUCCGCCAAGGGAAAUGAGGAAGAGGAGGAGGAAGAAGAGCUCUACAGGCUAGCUGUUUCCCCUUCUGGCCUUGAAACUGAAGAUCAUACUGUAGUCACAGCUCAGGAGGCCAGUGAGGAGCUUCUCUCUGAAGGACUGGAAGCGGACAUGGUCACGGGACUGUCAUCCCAGACCCAUAGUUCUGCCCUAGCUAUACAGCAUCCCUCCAUCAGCUUGGGUUGCACAUCAACUUCUAGUCUUGCUAGCUUCUCAUGGCCCUCUGAACAGAGGUCGACUCCCCCAGUACCUUCUACCCAUUCAGCUUCCUCUAGCUCAUCCCCAGCCAAGGCGUCUGGCCUUCCCUCAAAGCCCUUCCUUAGCCUAGUCAAGUCCCUUUCUACUGAGGUGGAAUCUCGUGAGGUUGCUCCCCAGUCAAUAAGGCACCGGCAUUUGAUGAAAACAUUGGUUAAGUCUUUGUCCACAGACACUGCUCGGUCCGAGCAGGAAUCUUCAUCGACGCAUCGGCCCCCAGAUUCCCGGCUCAAUCUGCACCUCUUCAAACCUUUCAGUCAGACUCGUGUUCCUGCUGCCAGUGGAGACUCCAAAACUGCUCCCUCAUCCCCCCUCACCUCACCAGAUAGCCGGUCCUUCUUCAAAGUUCAGGAGGUGGAGGCACGUAUUGAAGACACAAAGCGGCGUCUGUCAGAGGUCAUGUGUGAACCUCUUCAGCUGCUCAGCAAAAUCAUUGGUGAGGAGCCUGGUGGCCUCAGCGCAAACACAUCCACAACUGCAGGAGUCUCUUACCGGUCUAGGAACCUUUCCUCCAGCGCCUCUGAACUCUCCAGUUUGUCUGCCCUCAAUGGCCACUCAGAAAGCAACAAUAACUACUGCAUCAAGGAAGAGGAAGACCUGGAGGGUGAAAGUCCUCUUGAGGGCCCAACUGUUGAGCUGCCUUUGCACAAGUCACCUUCUCUGGGCUUGGACAGGUGUUUCAUGUCAACGCUUGCUCGUCAAGAAGAUGAAGAAUUUUGCGAGCUCUACACUGAAGACUGUGAACUCUGCACUGACACAGAGUUAGAUGGAGAAGGGCCUCGUUCAUCCCAAGUCCGACGAGGGAGUACAGGGGGAUGCAGUGAGGAACCAACUGAAGGAGGGGAGGAGGAGGAGGAAGAAGAUGAGCCUCCAGGAGUACCCCACAAUGCACUGAUUCUACUUAUAUCUAUAGUUUAUGGUUACUUUGUGUUGCCACUACCUACAUAUGUGUGUUGGGUGUUGAUGGGAGUGGUGGCAGGUUUCAUGCUAGCCAUUUUGGUGGUGUGGCUAUCAGCAAGAGGCAGAUCUUCAUGUGGCCGUCAUGGCAGCUGGAGCAGAAGAGAAAAAUGGAACAGGGUUCCUCUGGAUAUCAAAGAACCAACCAUCUACAAGGGUUGGAUGAAUGAGAUAUACAGCUAUGACCCUGAGACGUAUCACGCCACACUCACUCACUCUGUGUAUGUGCGUCUGGAGGGCUCUGUCCUGCGACUGUCCAAACCUAACCGCAAUAUUCCCCGCCGGGCAACCUUCAAUGAGCUCAAACCUGACAUCACCUAUGUUAGCCAGAAAAUCUACGAUCUCACCAACAGUAAGAUCUACCUGGUACCUCACAGCUUGGCCAGGAAAAGGGUGUGGAAUAAAAAGUAUCCCAUCUGCAUUGAGCUGGCCAAGCAGGAUGACUUCUUGGCCAAAGUACAGGGAGAUAGGUCCGACGUGGUGGAAGAGAAGACCCCUGCAGCAGGAGACAGGCCUGAGGCUGUAGGCACUAGUGAGGAACCUAAAAGAGCGCACACAGAACCUGUGCUGUACCUGUUUGGGAGGACAGGAAGAGACAAAGAAGAAUGGUUCAGAAGGAUGCUACUUGCGUCCAAGCUGAAAUCCGAAGCCAAGAAGCCCUCAGGCCUUCCUACAAGCUGUCUGUCUCAUAGCCGCAGCAGCAGUCGCGGCAGCCUGGAUGAAGUGCUCCAGACUCAUCCCAGACAAAAAGACCUUGAUGCCAGUGUCAAACAGAAAGUUCUGGAAUACAACGUCUACAUGGCCAAAUAUGUCAGCCAGUCUGCAGGCAGUCCCACCACAAGCCCUGUUCAGAGUGCUGGAAGCAGCCCGGGAGUCGUGAAAAAGUUUCCAGCCAGUCACGAGCAGGAGUCAGAGUCUGAAGCCUGGGUCAAUGCUCUUUUAGGGCGCAUUUUCUGGGACUUUCUUGGAGAGAAAUACUGGGCAGAUGUGGUGUCCAAAAAGAUCCAGAAAAAGCUGAGUAAGAUCAGGUUGCCAUACUUCAUGAAUGAACUGACCCUCACAGAGCUGGACAUGGGAAUGUCUGUUCCUAAAAUCCUCAGCUCCUCCAAACCAUCUGUGGAUCACAGAGGCCUUUGGUUUGACUUGGAGAUCUCGUACAACGGUUCAUUUCUCAUGACUCUUGAAACCAAGAUGAACCUGACCAGACUGGGAAAAGAGGGGGAAGGUCUUGGAGAACAGGGAAAAGAAGGACACAGACCACGCACUUACUUCCUGGCCGACAGUGAUGAAGAGUCAUCGAGUGCAGGAUCUUCUGAUGAGGAAGAUGCUGUGGAAGUGCCUGAUAUUCCAGGAGUGGAAAGUUAUGUUGGGGGACACCGACCCAGCAAAAUCAUGCGCUUUGUGGACAAGAUUGCCAAGUCCAAGUAUUUCCAGAAAGCAACAGAAACGGAGUUCAUUAAGAAGAAGAUAGAGGAGGUGUCCAAUACACCACUGGUCCUAACGGUGGAGGUUCAGGAGUGUCGGGGAACACUAGCUGUCAACAUUCCACCACCUCCAACAGACAGGAUAUGGUAUGGUUUCAGAAGUCCUCCUCAUCUGGAACUGAAAGCUCGGCCUAAACUGGGCGAGAGAGAGGUUACUUUUGCUCAUGUGACUGACUGGAUAGAAAAUAAACUCAAUCAGGAGUUUCAGAAAAUAUUUGUAAUGCCAAACAUGGAUGACGUCUGGCUGCCUAUCAUGCACUCUGCCAUGGACACGCGGUCCAAUGCCAAUGCCUUGAAGAAUGAAGAAACCUUGGACCCUGAGGAGUCCCUUGAGGACAUGUGAAGAUUUAGUUACUGUAUAAAACAAAAGAUAAACACUUCAGUCCCAUGAGGGCAGGACUAUACCUGAGUUGAAAAUUACAGGUGCCAUAUUGCCCAUUUGAACAGAGCUGUGAAAAAUCUGAACACAUCAAUAACUAAAAGAAAGGACAAUAUUGCUUGCUUGCUUGCUUGCUUUUGAUUUGUUCGGGACAGUACGAUUGCACAUGCUGUUGGCCCUCAAACAGGAUAAAGUGACACACUAAAAUGCAUAGAGGUGAUGUUGAACAACACGUGAAGAGGCAGUAUAGAACAUAGAAGACACAUGUGACUAGGUGAAGUGUAUACGCUACCUCUGUUUGAUGCACGCUGACUUACCAAACGUCCUAGUGUUGCAUGACAGUACUUAAACUCUUUCCUCCAAUAGCCUAACGCCCAGAUGGCAGAUAUGAAUUACGAGGGUUUUCACUGGACUUUUGGUAUGACAGGGUGCCUGCAAACCACCUGGAGGGUUCGAUAUUUGGGGCCGCACAUCCUCGGGAUUUAUAGAACGUGCUAAACACCAUUAACGGAUGAGUCUGGUCAUUUUAACAGAAACUAAGCCAAAAGGGGGCAUUUCCGAGAUUUGCACCCAUUUAUGAUUUUCUCAUGAUUGUCAUAUGCUUCUAGCAGCAAAUAAUUUCUUAAACACAACAGACCUACUAGUACCACCAUUAUCCUCUUCCAUUCACCGCUGCCUGAGCCCUCUGUGUGGCGUCUGAUUAUGCAAUUAGAUCAAUUUCACUGUGCUCAAGAGGGACACCAGCCAAUAACCUCUCAUCCCUAAGCCAUCCCUACUCAAGCGGACUAUUCUAGAUGAUAGGGUUCAAGAGCUUUCUGUGUGAGAUAUCUCCAGUCAAUCAUUGCCCCUCUGCAAUGGCCGUAGAUCAGUGGUUCUCAAAUGGUGAGUUGCAGGUCUGUUCUCAAAGAACAACAGGGAUAAAGGUGCAAAGUUAAGAAAGCAAGAUAAAUAGGCCAAUCUUUUAAAAUAGAGGGGGAAAGACUUCUUAUAUCUUUGUAUAGAUUGAGUUUGUCGUCUUUUGGGACAUUCAUGUCUCAGAACCCAAACAGAUCUGUCUGUUUGUAGGGGGACCAGAAGACAAAUUUGCCAUGGGUUGUAAUUUCUUGCUAGUUUUUAGAAAGGUGUUUUAUGAUCAUACAAGUAAAAUAAGGUCUGUGUCGAAUAUUACUUAAGCGGCUUUCACAUUUUUACAUAAAUUGCACUCAAAUGUGAAUUUAAAGCCAUUGUGUUUUUCAUAAAUGUAAGUUGCUAAAUAAAGAGUACAAUCUAUAAUCUAAAUUAAAAAGCAAAUUUUAUGGGUUUUUGAACUGAAGAUUUAACGAAGUAAAGAACAGAUGGCCAGAUGCUAAUGGACUCUGUGUGUGGCCUGCCCUCGCCUUUAAAAACCAUUAACAAAACUGCACAAGGUGUAUAAAAUACAACCCAAAUACAUUAUAUAUGAUAUAUAUAUUUGUGCUGAUCACAAUGUUUCUUAUUCAGCCUGUCUUGUAAAUAACUUUGUAUAUUGUUGGGCAGUUAAUGGUAAUAUUAAUAUAUUUAACUGUUUAAUUUGAAAGGUAUUUUGUUUUACUUUUGAAUGUGAAUGAAUUCUGGACUGUGUUGGGAUGUCCAAUCUAGAAUUUGGGUCCUGAAGCAAAACCAGUUGAGAACCACUGGGCUACACCUCGCAUUGCAUUUCAGAUCAAGGCUCAAAAUAAGUGCUAUUCUAUUUCCAACGCAGAUUAACUUGUGUGUUGUGUACAUGUAAAGAAGAUUGUUGAAUGUACAAAACAGUUCAUAUUUUUGUCUACCUUGUUUGGCAUAGUUUGUCAAGUGUUGCUAUCUGUGUUGCUGUCUGGUAGACUUUUUUUUUUUUUUUUUUUUUUUUUAAACACUGCGCUUGCAGGCCAUUGGUGUAUUAAAUCAUGUAGGUAGUUUCUGUUGGUUAACAGGGGCAAGUGAACUUUGCCAUCUAAAAUAUCAUGAAUGAGUUACGACAUUCAUCCAUUAUCAGAUACUUAACAGGUAUUGACAGGUCUGAAAGUGUUUUGUAUCCAACAACAUAAGUUAUAUAUCUUAGCUGCUGCUAAGGUUUAUGCUACCAUAUUGCCAUUCACAGUUGAUCUUUUCUGUGCGCUCUGCCAAUUGUUAUUUCUUUUGUGCAAUAUUUCAUUUGAAUAUUGUGUUCUGCCAUAUUGACAACAUGAUUGUGUGUGGAAAUUGAUAAACGGCUUUUGCAAAAAUAA